AUGGCACUCCCUACAAAAUGUACAAAUGAAGGCUUUGAUCCAAAUGCUUACAAGUUAUUUGUCAAGGCUGGGUACAACCCUAAUGAGCCGUCAAAGUUAGGGAAACUUCCAUCAGGAGCUAUCAUGAUGCAAUCACGUGAAGGUUUGGGAUACAAACAACCUCUGCCAGUUCGCAUAUCCAUAAGAAGGGCAAGUAUCAACUAUGUCACUGUGGAAGAUGAGUCUGUUGCUUCCAACAAAAGGCCUUCAGUGUUUGAUCGUCUUGGAAAGUUGGCCACAAAAGCUUCUGUUUUUGAGAGAUUAGGGCCGUUAAAACUGAAGAAGAAAAGGAAGAACAAGUUCCACAGAGAUUAUCAAAGCGUGAAAGCGCUUGCUUUGCCUGGAACCCAGAGGGAUAUACAGAGUUUGAUUCCUUCUAGAAUGAGACGACAAACAAAGCUUGUGGUUUCAUGUGGAAAGGUGCUAAAAGAAAAGUCUCACACUGUAGUGUAUACCAAGGAGCGUGACGAAGAUGAGGAGAGUGUAGAUUCUUCAUAUCAUAUUACUGCACAAAGUGAUCAAGAUACUUCAUUUCAGAUAGAGGUUGCCGAGAAGUUGGAGGACAUCUCCUCGUGUUACCACAUAUCUUUCAAUGAUGGAGAUCCUCGAGAGGAUGAAGAUGCCAGAGAUGCUCCUCCAGAACUUGAAGAAGGGGUGAAGACCACAGUAGACUCUUUGAAAGAAGUUAAUCUUGGUACUGAUGAAGACCCAAGGCCCACCUACCUAAGUGCUUUUCUAACAGGUGAUGAGGAAGACACUUACAUGGAAAUACUCAAAGAAUAUAGGGAUGUUUUUGCUUGGAGUUAUAAAGAUAUGCCUGGAUUAGAUCCCAAAGUAGCAGUCCAUCAUCUGGCGGUCAAGAAUGGUGCCCGUCCUGUUAAGCAGGCCCAAAGGUAUUUCAGACCAGAUUUGGUUCCUUCAAUCGAAAAUGAAGUCAACAAACUCAUUGAAGCUGGAUUUAUUCGUGAAGUUAAAUAUCCUACAUGGAUUUCGAGUAUCGUUCCCGUAAAAAAGAAGACUGGCCAAAUUCGAGUUUGUGUUGACUUCAGGGAUCUUAACAACGCAUGCCCUAAAGAUGAUUUCCCGCUUCCCAUCCUAGAAUUGAUGAUUGAUGCUACCACUGGUUACGAGGCGAUGUCUUUCAUGGAUGGUUCAUCCGGCUAUAACCAAAUUCGCAUGGCACCAAAAGAUGAAGAGCUUACUGCAUUUCGUACACCCAAGGGUAUUUAUUGUUACAAAGUGAUGCCUUUUGGUUUAAAAAAUGCUGGUGCCACAUAUCAAAGGGCUAUGCAGAAUAUCUUUGAUGAUUUUCUCCACAAAAAUGUUGAAUGUUAUGUGGAUGACUUGGUGGUAAAAUCAAGAAAGAGGAGCGACCACUUGCCAGACCUGAGAAUGGUGUUCGAGCGACUUCGGAGAUAUCAACUUCGAAUGAAUCCAUUGAAAUGUGCCUUUGGAGUUACUUCUGGAAAAUUCCUUGGUUUCAUUGUUCGACAUCGAGGAAUCGAAAUUGAUCAAGCCAAAGUUGAUGCGAUUUUGAAAAUGCCCGAGCCUCGAAAUAUUCAUGAGUUAAAAAGUCUGCAAGGGAAGCUAGCUUAUAUUAGGAGAUUCAUUUCGAAUUUAGCUGGGAGGUGCCAACCAUUCAGUCGUCUCAUGAAGAAGGGCGCCCCUUUCAAGUGGGACGAAGCAUGUACUAAUGUCUUCGAGAAUAUCAAGUCAUAUUUAAUGAAGCCUCCAGUUCUAGUAGCCCCUGUACCUGGAAAACCAUUGAUACUGUACAUUUCAGCACAAGAAAGGUCAGUUGGAGCGUUGUUGGCCCAAGAGAAUAGCGAAGGGAAAGAAAAUUCUCUUUACUACUUGAGCAGAAUGAUGACACCUAAUGAGCUGAAUUACACGCCAAUUGAAAAGUUGUGUUUGGCACUAGUCUUCUCGAUUCAAAAGCUGAAGCACUACUUUCAAGCUCAUAGUGUUAACCUCAUUUCCAGAGCAAAUCCCAUCAAGUUUGUGAUGUCAAAACCAGUCCUCAGUGAUCGACUAGCAAGGUGGUACCUCCAGUUUCAACAACUUGAAAUUACAUACAUCCCUCAAAAGGCUGUAAAAGGACAUGCAUUGGCAGACUUCCUAGCAGAUCACCCGAUACCUGAUGACUGGGAGCUAACCGAUGAACUUCCCGACGAAGAUGCAAUGGUCGUUGAAAUUCAACCUCCGUGGAAAAUGUACUUUGAUGGUGCUGCACAUCGUGAUGGAGCUGGUGCUGGUGUGGUGUUUGUUACUCCACAGGGAGAAGUUCUACCAUACUCCUUUACUUUGACACAACGUUGCUCCAACAAUGUCGUUGAAUAUCAAGCACUAAUACUUGGACUUGAAAUGGCCGUCGACAUGAAGCAGUUGCAGUUGCAAGUCUUUGGUGACUCUCAGUUGCAUGUUCUUAGGAGGGAAAAUAAGAAAGCCGAUGCUUUAGCUGCUCUAGCUUCAACACUAACUCUGCCAGAUCAAAUUCAAGUGACUAUCUGCCAAAAAUGGGUAGUACCUCCACCAAAUGAGGACGAAGGCGCGGAAAGUGAGCUUGAGCAUCUCGUAGCUGUUUCUGAAGCUGCAAACGAAGACUGGAGACAACCCAUCAUUGAUUACCUAAAUUAUGGGAUACUGCCAGAAGACUCAAAAAGAAGAACUGAGAUUCAUCGUCGUGCACCUCGAUUCCUUUACUACAAGGAUACCUUAUAUAGAAGAUCUUUUGAGGGGAUACUCUUGCGAUGUUUGGGGGAGGAUGAAGCAGUCCAAGCUUUGCAAGAAGCACAUUCAGGAGUUUGUGGAUCACAUCAAUUUGGACCAAAGCUCCACUUCCACAUAAAAAGGAUGGGACAUUAUUGGCCAACGAUGGUGAAAGAUUGCUUGGACUAUGCUUGA
Lycium barbarum (goji berry) is the source of this 2943-nucleotide messenger RNA. RefSeq lists its product as uncharacterized. Gene Ontology annotation, molecular function: RNA-DNA hybrid ribonuclease activity; nucleic acid binding. The transcript has 2 exons. The record is from RefSeq and is a predicted model, not a curated record. The coding region runs from base 1 to 2943 and encodes 980 amino acids. NCBI's taxonomy places the organism in Eukaryota, Viridiplantae, Streptophyta, Magnoliopsida, Solanales, Solanaceae.